AUGCCACCCAAGAACCCACCUCCUCCGCCACCACCGCCGCCACAAGAUGAAUCACCUGCAACGCAUUCUCAAGACGUUUCCAAUAGACGCAGAAAUCGUCGUCCUAGGGUAGCAGUCCAACAGAAUGUCAGUCCCUUGCGAUCUCCACCACCACACAGAACAUCCUCUCCUUCUCCACCCAUCAGAGAUGACACGAACCAAAAUAAUAAUAAUAAUAACAGCAACAACAAUGCCAGACAAAAAAAGCAAAACCAACGCGACAAGAAGCGUGCCAUCGAAUGGGCCAAGCAAUUGGAUGCUGCCAUUCCCAUCCUUUUGGAUAAACUCUUUUCGCAUCUGAGUCAUUUGCCAGAAGAAGAAUUGCAAGAGCGCGGUGGUGUCACCUUGCCCGCCUCGGCGCUGGGAUGGUUGACCUCGCAAUAUUUUGGUCCGGAAGAAGCGUCGUCGAUUUGGGCAUCCACUAGAGACAAGCUGCGAUUGUUACGGUUUUUAUUGCCCCGGAUUACUCAUUUGCGGAUUACACGUCAGUCCUGGCCACCUCCUCUACCAGAUGAUGAUUCCUUCCGACAGCAGGACGCAGAUGAAAGGAACCCUCGUCACACACCGCCGCCAUUGGAAUUCUUGCAUACCUCUACUAGCAGUGUGUGUUCGGCGCUCACCACAGACACGAGAUUUCCCACCAGGAAAGCCUUUCUGGAUUUCAUGGAAAUGCUCCAACAACGGCCCAUGAUGGAUUUAGGACUGCUGUUUCCCCGUUUGAAAGUUUUGGUGCUGGACAGUGUUCCGCCAUAUUGGAUUCAUAAGUUUGGAUCCACUGCCGCAAAUCAAUUGCAAGUUUUGCGAGUUGACAAGGCAUGCCUCUACAAACUGCCAGAGAUUUUUGGGUUGCCCGAAUAUCCUAAUCUAACCUAUUUGCGAUUCAGUACUUGUUGUGUGGGUGAAAUGUCCCAACUACCAAGACUGCUAAAAAGAUUACCAAAUCUCCAGUUUCUAAGUUUGGCAGGCAAUCAGAUACGCACGGAAAGAACGGCAUUGAAAGGACUGCGUAACUUGGCACAUUUGAGAAAGUUGGAUCUGUCAGGCAACCAACUUGCAAAUUUGCCGAAUGCCAACUUCUGCUUGGGAAACAUUACUUCCUUGAAUUUAGCAGGGAAUAAUUUAGUGGAUUUUCAAGGCAUCGAUAAGCUAUACGGAUUGGAAGUAUUGGAUUUGAGUGACAAUCAGAUGGCGGAUAUCUCUUGUCUGGCUGGAUUGGGAAAACUACCAAACCUCGAACAGCUUUCGGUUCAAGGCAACCCGUUUUUACUGAAGACUCCUCCCGGUUACAACAGCUUGAAACCAUCCCAAAACGCGAGGAUGCAAAUGUCCUCAUCAGCUACUCUUGUGUUCGAAAAAGAGUAUCGUUUGCUCAUUCUAUCGUGGUUUGCUACCAACCGUUCAUCCGUUCAUGACUUGCCGAUCCUGCAUGGGCAGCCAGUCACAGAGAGAGAAAGGUCAGCCAUUCGAGCCAUUUCCGUCCACCAGAAGUACAUUCUCAGUAAAGUUACCACCACCACUGCCAAAAAGAUCCAAAAGGUAAAGCGAAAGUAUGAAAGAAAGGGCAAGGCCAAGAUCCAGUCCGCAAAUAGCUUGACGAUGAGGAAAAGUGGGCGUCUGAAAAGCGAGUCUUCGCGAACGAUGUUGCAACCAAUUGAUGUUUCCUUCACUUUGUACGAUGUUCUCGACAACAUGCAUCAAGAGAAUCUCAAAGCCUAUCCAGAAGACUACCAAUCAUCCGAAAUCGAGGAUGAAAAGCAAGACGAAAAGGAUAAGCUUCCAGAGAAGGUAGAACAAGCUGAGCAAGAUAUCCAGGAGGACGGCAUUAAACAGAAGACGAAAGAAGAUAUCACAGCAAUAUCAGGGGACUUGUUAUUGGCAACCGAAAAGGAAGCCGAAAAGGAAACCGAUCAAGUGCACGAAGAAACAUGCAGUGCCAACAAGGAGAACGAAGAAGAAGAAAAGGAAAAAGAAGACGCAAGAGUCGUGCAAGUAAUCAGCCCAACACCUUCACCGAGCAAAGCACCGAAAUCUCCGGAUCCAAAUUCCAUGCUGGAGUCUUACGAUUCGGAAAGGAUUGAGUCUCCUGCUCCGGUGGACACCUCCACGGAACGGCAGCUCCGAGAAGCGGUUUCAAAUCUAUCCCUGUCAAUGGUGUUGGAACCCGAGUCAACAGACGAUCAAUACGACGAUGCAGAGUUGGAGGAUGACCCGAAGGGUGUAGAUGUUGCGGACAAUGAUGACGAGGCAGCUGAUGACAACGAGGACAAAGGAAUUUUGAUUUGCGACGGCGGUGGCAAAGCCAAUGGGAACACUGAUGAUUUAGGCAAGUCGCCAAGGAAAUCAAAAUUAGCAGAUGAAAAUAUGGUAAAGUCCCCUCCAAGAAUUGCUUCGGUGAAUCUUGGUUCAGGGGGAGCAAAAGGGCAACUAGACAUAUUUGGCGCGGAUUGGGACGUAUUGGUACAACUCGCUGCUGCUGGGUUGAUCCCAAAUGGAAAAUUGAAAACACCAGUCGAAAAUGUGAACAAGGCUCAACCAGACGAGGACAUCUUUGCUCAAGCUGAUGAGCUAUUACCUGGACCCAUAGCGCCUCGAGUAUCGAAGCUCGAAUUAUUAGCUCCAAGCGUCACUGGGGCAUCUUCUGUCAUAACAGAUGAUCUUUCUGAAAUUGCCAGUGUGGUUCGUUCAAUAACUGUGGACAGUGCGUAUCAAGACGAUUACUCUCUCUCAAGUUUUGACGCCAUUGAGGCACAAGUUCCAAGUAAAUUUCAAUUGGCAGAGAAAGCCUGCGUUUACGACGGUCCAGAAACUUGUCGAAACUUUAAUGUCCUCCAAAACAUGGAUCUCUACUUUACCAGUUUUGUUUUCCGAGACACAACCACGGUGACCACCGAAACGAAGAGCACAAAUGAAGACGGAGAAAUUGCCAAUCAAGUGUAUCCAAGGAUCCAGCUAUGGCCGGAUGAUAGGAAAUCAUUGAAGGCAGAUGAUACAUCUGGACUGGGUGAUGUACCUCAGAACAAUCGUGAGCGAUGUGCUCGUGUUUGGGAAGAAGAUGUCAUUCCUUGUGGCAAAUCCUCUCUCCGGCGACUCGGACCGAAUCGAAAUGUACGACUGACUUUUCAUGGUGAUAAGGUUGUGAAGAAUAGUGCAUUUAGUUCCUAUGCAGAAAGUCGAAAGGUCUAUCUCUGCCUUUCCUCUGACGCACUGUAUGUGAUUGCUAGGAAAGAUGAGGUUACACUCAAGAAGAAGCGCAAGAAGUUUCCUCUACCGAUACGAGACAAUGCGAAAUUUGGUAACGCGCCAUGGCCCCAUGCUAUUGCCCGGCAUUCGUACCAUGAUUUACAAGCCAUUGUUAUUGGAUUCGACUUUCAGCGUUUGACGCUGCGGUUCUCUAGUCGUCGAAGGUCUGAUCCAUACGCAUACGUCCUGCUGACUUGCAACAAGCGACAAACAGUGAGGAUUCUUCAAGAAAUUCAGAAUCUGAAGAAAGAAUUGGAUGAGGGUGUAGAAGAAUUGACUUCCGAUACGACAGUAGUUGCAAUCGAAAAUGACUCUCAAGUGGUUUUUGACGCCUUGAGCGAAGCGGUAGCACCCAACGUCGUUGGGACGAUCAUUCAUUAUCAGAUUGUGCAACAACGAUGGAAACGUGGUGAUCGGGGCACAGUUCGUCGAGUUUGCAUUGUAUCAGAUGCCAAAUUGUUUUUGUUGAACGAAGAUUAUGUAUCCGAUGGACACAUAUCACUCUCCAAUGACGGAAAUCGAGUUGGAGAUGUCUCGUAUGAAGUGGUUGACGAGGCAACCUUGCCGCAAGUGGCAGAAAUUCGUCCUGCUGAUGCUGACCCCAGGUCCAUUACAAUUCUCAUCAACCCACUUAGUAGGCUAUCUAGGACGCAUAGGUGGCGAUUACUAUGCCGGGAUAGUGAAGGGGCUGAGAAGCUAGUUGCAGAUGUGAGACGAGCAAUCGACAUGCAAACUGAUCACGCUUUGUAA
Cylindrotheca closterium is the source of this 4029-nucleotide messenger RNA. The record is from the annotation of a GenBank genome assembly. Lineage: Eukaryota; Bacillariophyta; Bacillariophyceae; Bacillariales; Bacillariaceae.